GCGAUGCGGUGAGUUUAGGGUUAUCCUCACAUCAUCGGGUGGGAGGGGGAGAGGCCCCAGCCGCCAAGCGGAGAAGCCUAAGAGACAACCCCAGCAGCGAGCGAAGCAAAACGAUGGAUGGCAACCCCCAUGGUGACAGUGGACUGAUGGAGCACCAUGUGGACCUUGAAGAUGAUAGCAUCAAUUUUUGGGCAACGCUGGGUGUCAGCCCCCAUGUCAUCGAGCCAGAGCAGAACCCAAUGCCCCCCCACCACCACAUGGAGCGACAACCGCCUCUUGAGAUGGUUGAGCAGUCCGUCCGAAGGGAGCUGUUUGCCAUGGAAGGGGAUCCAAGGUUGGAUCCUUUUGUGGGUAUGGAGUUUGAAUCAGGGGAGGCUGCAAAGACCUUCUAUAUUGCAUAUGCUGGCCGUAUUGGGUUCUCUGUCCGCAUCGCACGGUCCAGGCGAUCGAAGUGCAAUGAGUCUGUUAUCAUGUUGAGGUUUGUGUGUUCGAGAGAAGGGUUCAGUAGGGAGAAGCGCAUCAUUGCUGGCAAGAAGACAAGAAAAAGGGCAGCAUCCAUAAGGGAAGGGUGCAAAGCAAUGCUUGAGGUGAUUCGAAGAGGUGAUGAGAAAUGGGUUGUGACAAAGCUUGUGAAGGAGCAUAAUCAUGAAGUUGGGAUGCCAAGCAGGGUGCACUAUAUUGCUACAGAAGAAGGAGAUGCUGUGAUAGAUCCAUAUCUCGGUAUGGAGUUUGAAUCUCUCGAGAUUGCGAAGACGUACUACUAUGCAUAUGCUAGCCGCGUGGGUUUUGAAGCUCGUGUUCGUCAGUCUCGUCGUUCGCUGCAUGAUGAAUCCCUCAAAAUGUUGAAACUUGUGUGUUCAAAGCAUCGGUACCAUUCGGGAAGGGACAACAACAGUGAUGAUAGCAAGAGGUUGCAAAUUCAAGAUCCCAACAAGGAAGGUUGUGAGGCAUUAUUUGAGAUAAUUCGGAAAGAUGGUGAUGUGUGGGUGGUUUCUAAACUUGUGCUGGAGCAUACUCAUGAAUUGACACCUUCACCGCCUAGCAAGGUGCGAUGCAUUCGCUCACAAGGAGAGAUACUUGUUAUUUCGAAGAACUUUGAUGAUACUCGCAAUCUACUGCUAAAUGGUCAGGAUUCACGGUAUCCUAGAGAGAUUCGAUACAAUGACUUGGGUCCAGAAGAUGCUCAAAAUCUUCUUGAAUAUUUCAAGAAAACACAGGCAGAGAAUCCUGCAUUUUACUAUGCAGUACAGGUUGAAAAUAAUACUUGCAUGACCAAUAUCUUUUGGGCUGAUGCUAAAUCCCGAAUGGCCUACUACUACUUUGGUGAUGCUAUUAGACUGGACAUGACAUACAAAAAUGACAAGGAAUUGAUGCCUAUUGUUAUAUUUACAGGUGUAAACCAUCACCUCCAACCUGUUGUUUUUGGAUGUGCACUGCUUGUCGAUGAGUCAGAGGCAUCAUUGGUUUGGCUCUUUGAAAAUUGGCUUGCAGCAAUGCCUGCAUUCCAUCCAGUGUCGUUAAUUACUGAACUAAAUAGGGCUAUGGCAGCAGCAGUUGCAAAAGUACUACCAAACACCCAUCAUUGUUUUUGCAAGAAGCAUGUCUUAAAUACCAUCCAGGAAGAACUGCCUGAUUUGUAUUCUGUACAUACCCCGUUUGAAGGAGAACUGAAGAAAUGUGUGGAUGAGUCAGAAACAAGGGAAUCAUUCGAGUCAUGUUGGGAUGCAAUAAUUGAUAAGUAUGGCCUGAAGGAAAAUGCAUACCUGCAGUCCUUAUACAAUAUUCGCCAGCAGUGGGUUCCAGUGUACUUGAAGGAAACAUUCCUUGCAGCAGAAUCUGUAUCUCAAAGAUGUGAAAACCUUGACAAGGUUAUUGAAAAGUAUUGCACGGUAAAGACCCCUUUGCGGGUGGCUGUUAGGCAACUUGGACAGGCCACAGCAAGUUGGUAUGAAAAAGAAGCCCAAGCAGAUUUCAUUACAUUGUUUGAAAAGCCAUUUCUGAGGACUGCCUCACCAAUGGAAAAACAAGCAGCUGGAAUCUACACAAGGACAAUAUUCAACAGGUUUCAGGAGGAAUUUGUUGAAUCCUUGGGCUACCAUGUAGAUAAAAUUGAAGAUGGAGCAAUUAGCAAGUAUCAAGUGUUGAGAAAUGAAGAUGCUGAAGAGACAUGCAGAGUCACCUUUAAUGCCUCUGAAAACAAAGCACAUUGUAGCUGCUGCAUGUUUGAGUCGUCUGGUGUCUUGUGUAGACAUGCUUUGAGAGUCUUCAUCAUCAAUGGUGUCCGCAUGCUUCCAAAAGAUUACAUCUUGAAACGAUGGACAAAACAUGCUAAAAGUGGUGCUGUUUUGGAUGAUUAUGGUGUUGAGCUCAGAGGUAAUUGUGAAGAUCCUUCAACCUCAAGGUACAAUGAUCUCUGUCGCGAUGCAAUUAAAUGUGCAAGGGAGGGGGCAACAACCGCAGAGUUCUAUAAGGUUGCAAAAGAUGCACUUCAGAAGGCUGUAAAUGAAGUUGUCUCUGCAAAGCAAAAGAUGGGACAGCAAACUUUGCAGAGUUUUAUAACAUCACAAAAGAAGCAAACCAAAAAGCUUGGAAAAGUCACACCUAGAAAAGAUGCAUCCAGUAAGAAUGUAAAGAAUCUGGCAUCGAAAAAACCAUUGAUGGAGCAUGACAUUAGAUGAUUUGAUAUUGUGAGUUGUUUUGUUUCCAAUGGAGAUAGAUAAAAGAUGCUUAUCCAAAACCCUUGGAUACGUUAAAUAUGGAGACAGAGACAACUUCCUGUUACAAAUCUUCAAGUUCAGCAAGACCUUGAUGCUUUAACGAGUUAUUCAACAUCCAAGCUUCAAUAGUUAGAGCCUCAGUGAACAUUUUUCAACUUUACAAAGCCAGAAGUACAGCAGUAUUCCUGCGAAGGUUGGAUUUUGACUGUCCUUUCAUAUCUGCAAGAUAUAUGCCAUGUAAAUUUGCUUAUAUAGCUGUGCUCCAUUAGUGACUUGGAAUACAUGGUAUUGUUGAAGAAAUCCUUCAUCAGUCGUCGAUAGGGACUAUGACUUCGAUAGAUGUAAUCCAUUUUACAACUUUCCUCGGAUAUAUGUGGUGCACCUUGUUUUUAAUGAGAUGAGGUUACCUGGAUGAUGCCAUUUAUCUUGUUCUAGCUGGUUUAUUGAUCAGUUUCCGGCAAUUUUGUUCAACAUCUCAUUGCCAUCAUGCCUUUCAUUUAUUACACAUUAGUAGUGAUCAUAUAAGGUUUUUCUAAUCCUUUGCCCACCAAGACCCAGAACCUGGAUUGAUGAGCAAUAUCUGGAGAACUCAGUACGCAAAGUAUAGACUGCUGCAAGCUUUAAAGUGGAUAAAUCUGGGCAGGAAUGGUGAGCCAACUGGUGGCAGCUUGAAAGAGGAUUUGUAGUUGGGCAACCAAAUGUGCAUUAUCUGAAGCCUAAUCAGCAUGGAUUGCCUGCCUGUCCUAAGUGCAAUAAAUUUGGACCUAUUGUAUGAGAAGCAGCAUGAUUUGAUACAAACCCAUUUGCACUGCCAAUCUAUAUUGUGAUUUGAAGCGGUCCACUUCACAAUUGGAAUGUUUAGUUGGUGCCCUAUGUUUUCAGUGGAGCUGGUAUUUGUUGCAAGUUUUUGCAAAUAACCAAACAGCAAAAUCUGGAGAUGAACCCAAUUCCUUCUCUUAUCUGCUCGAGAAGGGGAAAAAAAAAAGAGAACUGAUCAUGAAAACAGCCGUCUGUUAAAAUUGCUGAGUUCAGAUUAGUGGUUAAAAUACCAUUUAGAGUUGAGUAUGACAUUCUUAAUUUUUGCACAGAAAUGCCGGACUAAGAUUCAUGGUUAUGGGUCAUGCUGCAGCGAUUUCCAGCAGAGGAUAACCAGAACUCUUGUAUAGCAUCUAUCAUUCCUUUUUUAAUUUGUCUACCAUCAUCAUACCAUCCUUGGAUAUGCCUCCUACAUAUUUAUGCCUCCUUGGUUGUUCCAACAAAAUUUCUUUGAUAUGAUUUUUAA
Molecule: messenger RNA, 3999 nt
Organism: Phoenix dactylifera (date palm)
Lineage: Eukaryota; Viridiplantae; Streptophyta; Magnoliopsida; Arecales; Arecaceae
Product: protein FAR1-RELATED SEQUENCE 9-like
Biological process (GO): regulation of DNA-templated transcription
Molecular function (GO): zinc ion binding
Source: RefSeq, a predicted model, not a curated record